UUCUUUUUGUUCAUUUCAUUUCCCUGAUCUCCAAUGGAAGAAGUUUGGAAGGAUAUUACACUCUCUUCUCUCCACUCAAGAUCCGACCAAGAUUUCUCCGCCGCCGCCACUCCGAUCAGCCUCCACCUCCACCACCACCACGCCAGCUCCGCUUCCAACUUCCGCGGCAUCAUCCUCCAAGACUUUCUCUCUUCCUCCACUUCAAAAAAUGAUUCCUCCGCCGCAGCCGCCGCCACGGCUGCGGCGGCGCCACCCACUGUCUUGACCUUGAAUUCCGCCGGGGAAUUGCAUUUUCCCGACAACGUCAACCCCGCCGCCCACUUCCGCCCCCACUGCCACCCCAUGAUCCCCUCCUCCUUCCACGGCCCCUUCGAUCAGGUUCUCGGCCCGCCGCCCUUCGCCAAGAAAAGGGUCCCUGAUUCCGAUUGCCAUGCUAACUCCGGCGAUCGGCGGCAGAAGCGCAUGAUCAAGAACCGCGAAUCCGCCGCCCGAUCCCGAGCUCGAAAACAGGCGUACACUAACGAGCUGGAGCUUGAAGUGGCACAUUUGAUGGAGGAGAAUGCGAAGUUGAGAAGACAACAAGAAGAGUUACGAGCAGCGGCAGCAGCCCAAGUGCCCAGAAAACACAGGCUGCAGAGAACAUCAACGGCGCCGUUUUGAGUAAGCGUCGGGGUGGAGGCGGGCUCUCUAUAGUUUAAUUUGUAGCAAAAAGGGGAGAAAUUUGUUGCCCCUUUUGAUCUGAGAGUUCAAAAAUUAAUCUCUGUGUUUUGUUUUUUGGGUGUGAAGUAAAGGGAUGAAUGGAACCCUAAUUCUUUCAUAUGCCCUUUUGGUUUUAGGAAACAUUAACAUUAGAGAGACCUAAUUUUCAACCUUCUUGUGCUGACUGCUGAAGAUCAUUUGUU
Molecule: messenger RNA, 902 nt
Organism: Momordica charantia (bitter melon)
Lineage: Eukaryota; Viridiplantae; Streptophyta; Magnoliopsida; Cucurbitales; Cucurbitaceae
Gene: FD
Product: Basic-leucine zipper (bZIP) transcription factor family protein
Biological process (GO): positive regulation of DNA-templated transcription
Cellular component (GO): nucleus
Molecular function (GO): DNA-binding transcription factor activity
Source: RefSeq, a predicted model, not a curated record